GAGCUGUCUCUGCGCUCUCAAUUCCUACCAUAGCCAUGGCCUAUAUCAAAGUGUCUGGCACAAAGCUCGUCGAUAAAGAUGGCAACGAGAUCAUCUUGCGCGGCGCCGGAUUGGGUGGGUGGAUGAACAUGGAGAAUUUCAUUUCAGGAUAUCCUGGUUGCGAGUUCCAGAUUCGUGCAGCGCUUGCCGAUGUCGUAGGAAAGGAGAAAUCUGAGUUCUUCUUUGAUAAGUUCUUGGAAUACUUUUUCUCGGAUGCAGACGCAGUUUUCUUCAAGAGCCUAGGCCUGAAUUGCAUUCGUUUACCCUUCAAUUAUAGGCAUUUUGAAGACGAUAUGAACCCUCGCGUCUUGAAACCGGAGGGUUUCAAACAUCUAGAUCGUGUAAUUGAUCUCUGUGCAAAGCACGGAAUCUAUACGAUUUUAGACCUCCACACUGCACCCGGCGGCCAGAACACGGACUGGCAUGCUGACGCUGGUACUCACAUCGCCAACUUCUGGGUCCACAAAGAUUUCCAAGAUCGUGCUAUCUGGCUUUGGCAAGAGCUUGCCAAGCACUACAAGGAUAACACUUGGAUCGCUGGCUAUAAUCCGCUGAACGAACCCACAGAUCCGUACCACACUCGUGUGAUCGACUUUUACGAUCGCGUCUAUCAGGCGAUCCGCGAGAUCGAUCCUGAUCAUGCACUUUUCCUCGACGGAAACACGUUUGCUUCUGACUUCUCGCACUUUGGUGAUUCACACAAGAAGUGGGAGAACGCAGCAUAUUCCAUUCAUGAUUAUUCCGUCUUCGGCUUCCCGAGCUCACCCGAGUCAUAUGCUAGCACUGAGACCCAGAAAAGACGACUCAGGCGCAGUUACGAGAAGAAACGACAAUGGAUGGACGAGCGUGGUUUGUGUGUUUGGAAUGGAGAAUGGGGCCCGGUGUAUGCGAGAAAACAGUACGAAGGCGAUAAGACAGACAAGAUCAAUGAGGAGCGGUAUCGUGUGCUUCAAGACCAGCUCGAGAUCUACAAUAAGGACCGUCUGAGUUGGUCUAUCUGGUUGUACAAGGAUAUUGGCUUCCAAGGCAUGGUUCACGUCUCACUCGACACUCCAUACAUGACUCUCUUCAAGGAUUUCCUGGCCAAGAAGCAUCGUCUCGCCGUCGAUGCCUGGGGAGCUGACGAAACCUGGGUGCGACCAGUAUACCAGCCUCUCAUCAACCUCAUCAACCAGGAGAUCCCUGCUAAAUUCCAGAAUCUCUAUCCUCAUCCUGUCUGGAAGUUAACCGAUCGUAUCGGCCGGCUUUCUCGUAUCAUCUUGAUAUCUGAGUUUUUGGUACAAGAGUGGGCUGAGCACUUCAGGGGAAAGAGCGAACAGGAGCUGGACGAGAUUGCAAGGAGCUUUAGCUUCGACAAUUGUCUCCACCGGGAUGGGUUGAACAAGAUUCUCACAGAGAAUGCCCAGCUCGUUGGUAAGUCGGCUUGAGGAAUGGGUAAGUGUCAUCAGUAAUUACCGUGUAACAUUAGUUGUUUUUGCUUUGGGAUUCGCAAUGGAAUGGAUGAGCUCUAGUAGUAGGAUGCUUGUAAUAUGGCUAAGUGAACAGUCUGCACUAAAUGUGGUAAUUAGUACUAGAAUCCAGUUCUUUCCAGCAACUCAACAUGCCAUGCUUCAGUUCAGCCCGAUGGUCUGGGAAGCAUGAUUUAUCGCU
Messenger RNA from Somion occarium, 1689 nucleotides. The record is from the annotation of a GenBank genome assembly. NCBI's taxonomy places the organism in Eukaryota, Fungi, Basidiomycota, Agaricomycetes, Polyporales, Cerrenaceae.